AUGCCGCCAAAGAAGCCUCAGGCUGCCGAGCCUGUGGAGGAGGAGGUCAAGGAAGAGCCUCCUCCCGAGAUCUUGCAAGGAGACUUCGUGUUUCCAGAUGGCUCGACAUACUCAGGGCAAUACCUGAAGAAAGGUGAGUCAAUAUGCAUGCACGGCGAUGGCCAUCUGCAAAGUGGUCCGCAAACCUUCGAGGGCUCGUUCGACAACGGCAUGUACAAGAUGGGCCGCUACAGCAGCUGCAGCGGUGCGGUGUACACGGGCCAUUUUCGGAAAAACCAAUUCCAUGGAGUUGGCGACUACAAGUGGCCCGAUGGUCGAGAAUAUCGCGGCACGUGGAAAGAUGGGUUCAUGCAUGGUUACGGCAUGUACCUGUACUUCUCUGUCGGAGCGGACAAGCGCUUCAUGGGCUUCUCGAUGAAUGGCAAGUUCGCCUCUGGAGCUGCUGAACAAGAGGAGGCCACAAUGAAGGCUUUCCUGCAGGAGUAUGGCGCUCAAUGCGUCCAGAGCGCAACAGCAGCUUUUCGAGAAAUGGCAGAGAAGACAGCUGCUGAUGGCGUGCCAGCAGAUUUCCUGAUUGCCAAGGACGCCGAUGGCAAAGCCGAGAAGGUCUUGGAGGACAUGGUGGCUGCGCCAUAUCCCGACGCUUCCGCGGCAACGCAGGCUUCACUGCAAGCCUUCGCAGCACGGCUGUCCGCAGAAGAACAACCCUUGCAGGUCUCCGUGUACACCGGCCUGACUAACAAGAAGUUGGUCUUGCCGCUGAGCGAGGAGUCGACGUUCUCUUGUCUGGGAGCAGAAGACGUACACAUGGAUGGCGCCAGACUAAAGCACACCCAGCUGCAAGUGGCAGGCCAAGCCGUGGAGUUCUUCUCAGAGGCGGAAACCGCUGGAGCUCUACGGGCCGUGGUGCUUCUGAACACGGCGUCCGAGUUC
Molecule: messenger RNA, 933 nt
Organism: Symbiodinium sp. CCMP2456
Lineage: Eukaryota; Dinophyceae; Suessiales; Symbiodiniaceae
Source: the annotation of a GenBank genome assembly